ACCACACGCGGUGUUUUAGUUUCUUACGGCGAUGUUUCUUGCCCUGAUGGAUUUAUUUACCACAAAGGUGACCCUCUAAAGUCUGAACAAGUUAGGUAUCCAUGUGUUGUCAAAGCAAGUCAAGGAGAAGACACCAAAGCAGUGCGAUUAGUGAAAGACUCCAAAUUACUUAACGCAGCUAUUGAGCAUGCGUUAUCGUAUUCAGACCAUGUGAUCAUUGAAAGUUACAUAGAGGGACGGGAAAUUCGUCGCGCUGUUGUUGAAUCAGCAGCAAAUGGAGAAUUAAAAGCUUUGUCGUGCAUCGAGUAUAAAGUACGAGAAAAUGACAUUCGAAGAACCGAAGACAAGCUCAGCUGCAAUGAAAAAGGAUUACCUGUUGGUAAGUACUGGAGAUACAUGUCCUUAAUUCCCACAACAACACUAGCAAUUAACAUAAGUGCUACGAAGCCACAUUUUCAGGGCGUCGUCAGGCUUAUUGGAUUCACUGUCCAGAAAUUUUUGAAUCCCAAAUAG
This is a messenger RNA of Pocillopora damicornis (cauliflower coral), 513 nucleotides long. RefSeq lists its product as uncharacterized. The record is from RefSeq and is a predicted model, not a curated record. Gene Ontology annotation, molecular function: D-alanine-D-alanine ligase activity; metal ion binding; ATP binding. NCBI's taxonomy places the organism in Eukaryota, Metazoa, Cnidaria, Anthozoa, Scleractinia, Pocilloporidae.